Ceratina calcarata is the source of this 2763-nucleotide messenger RNA. RefSeq names its product 3'-phosphoadenosine 5'-phosphosulfate synthase (gene Papss). The transcript is spliced from 6 exons. NCBI's taxonomy places the organism in Eukaryota, Metazoa, Arthropoda, Insecta, Hymenoptera, Apidae. Gene Ontology annotation, molecular function: sulfate adenylyltransferase (ATP) activity; ATP binding; adenylylsulfate kinase activity. Gene Ontology annotation, biological process: 3'-phosphoadenosine 5'-phosphosulfate biosynthetic process; sulfate assimilation. The record is from RefSeq and is a predicted model, not a curated record. The coding region runs from base 407 to 2278 and encodes 623 amino acids.
CUGGCAUCCACAGUAGAUUUUUAAAAGUAGCACAUGAAUAGUUUAUUACAAUUACCAGUUGACGGUUGACAUGGUUGACAUGCCACGUUGGUCGAAGCGCUACCAUCUAGAACUGGUUUCGCUUCAUUCAUAUUCAUACCACCACCAUCGUACUUCGUACAGUAUUGUUAAAAACAUGCCUCGCUAUCACGAAUUUGUAACACGUCCGCGUCUUAUCGCCAAUUUAAACAUAUCUUACUACUAAUGACGACAGUUAAAAGAUCUGUAACUAUCGUUACACAAAUAAGAUUUAUUUUCUGACACUCGGAAAAUAACCAUUUUCCAGAAAUAUUUUAUUACACACUAAAUUAUCUCGCCUGAUCAAAGUGCCACGUAUAUUGUACGACGAAAGUGGAAUAACAUAAUCAUGUCAGAGGAAACUGCUGAAAUUCCAAAUAAACGAAUGAUGACGACCUGUAGCAAUGUGUCAGAACAGGCACAUCACGUUUCAAGAGCAAAACGUGGACAAGCGAUAGGAAGCGUGAGAGGAUUCAGGGGUUGUACAGUCUGGCUGACUGGUCUCUCGGGGGCAGGGAAAACUUCGAUAGCUUUCCAAGUCGAAGCUAUAUUAGUCAAUCACGGAAUCGCUGCUUACGGACUCGAUGGAGAUAACGUAAGGAGUGGUUUAAACUGCAACCUUGGUUUCAGCAAAGAGGAUAGAAAAGAGAACAUAAGAAGAGUCGCGGAAGUAGCUAAAUUAUUUGCCGACAGCGGCCAAAUUUGUUUAUGCAGUUUCGUGUCGCCGUUCGAGGAAGACCGACAAAUGGCGAGACAGAUUCAUAGAAUGUCGGAUCUACCGUUCUUCGAAGUGUUCGUCGACACGCCUCUUAACGUGUGCGAGGCUAGGGAUACGAAAGGAUUGUACAAGAAAGCGCGGCAGGGGACGAUCAAAGGUUUUACUGGGAUAGAUCAAAUGUACGAGAGGCCAGUAAAUCCUGAUUUAGUGGUAACCACCGAGGACUGUACUCCAGAAGAAUCAGCCACGACCGUUAUUGAUCUUCUGGAGAAACAGUGUAUUAUACCGGUACUACAAAAACCCUCAAUGCCAAUAAGGGAGUUGUUCAUUCCAGAACCGCGGAUACCUUCUGCGAAAACAGAAGCAGCCACGCUUCAGAGCUUAGAAAUAAGCGAAAUAGAUGUGCAAUGGCUCCAGGUUCUAGCAGAAGGCUGGGCCGCGCCUCUUACCGGCUUUAUGAGAGAACACCAAUAUCUUCAGACUCAGCAUUUGAAAUGUCUACUGGACGGUGACAAGGAAGUUAAUCAAUCUGUUCCUAUAGUUCUCGCGAUACGUACGGAGGAUAAAGAGCGUUUAGAUGGACUUUCAGCUUUUACUUUGAAACACAACAACAAGAAUCUCGCGAUAUUACGUAGGCCGGAGUUCUUCUUUCACAGAAAAGAGGAACGAUGCGGCUGGCAGUUCGGUACCAACAACUUAAGCCAUCCGUACGUUAAAAUGAUUUACGAAUCCGGAGACUGGUUAGUAGGCGGAGACGUGGAAGUUAUUCAAAGAAUCAAGUGGCUCGAUGGCCUAGAUAAAUAUAGAUUAACACCAAACGAGAUUAGAACGAAGUGUAAAACAAUGAAAGCCGACGCGGUGUUCGCGUUUCAACUUAGAAAUCCCAUACACAACGGUCACGCGAUGUUAAUGCAGAAUACGAGGAAACGUUUAUUAGAAGAAAGGGGUUUUAAAAAUCCUGUACUGUUAUUACAUCCUCUGGGCGGUUGGACAAAAGACGACGACGUACCAUUGCAUACAAGAAUUCUGCAGCACGAAGCUAUAUUCACGGAAGGCGUUUUAGACGCUAAUUCUACUCUGUUAGCAAUUUUUCCGAGCCCAAUGAUGUACGCCGGGCCAGUCGAGGUACAGUGGCACGCGAAAGCUAGAAUGAACGCGGGUGCCAACUUUUACAUCGUAGGAAGAGAUCCAGCGGGUAUUCCGCAUCCGAACAGGAAUGCGACACCGGAUGGAAAUUUGUAUGAUCCCACCCACGGUGCCAGAGUUCUAGCGAUGGCCCGGGGCUUGCAAUCGUUAGAAAUUAUACCGUUCAAAGUUGCAGCAUACGACAAGAAACACAAAAGAAUGGCUUUUUACGAUGAGAAACGGAAAGAGGACUUUGAAUUUAUAUCGGGAACUAAAAUGCGCAGUCUGGCAAAAGCAGGCGAGAGUCCACCGGACGGUUUCAUGUCACCUAAGGCGUGGUUCGUACUUGCGCAAUAUUAUCGAAAUGUUGAUAAAUGAAAACUUAUUGCAAUGAUCUUUAGAGCUUAUUAAAACUAAAUUUUUCCUCGAGCUAAACGAACUAUUUCUAAUAGUAUAACACGAGAAAUUAACGUAAUUUUAAUGUUACUAUACAAUUUGUAUAUUUGUACAUUUUUCUUGUAUAGCGACUUCAGUAUUCGUCUUUGAAUUAGGUAAAAUUAAUCUCUAUUUACAUUUAUUUCUAAUGUAUGUACAUACACGUGUACAUUAAUUUUAUAUCUUUACAUACAAAUAUACAUAUAUAUAUUUUACGUGCAAAAGUUUUAUAAGAACGUAACACAGUUAUUAAUACUCGAACUAUUACUAACAAUGUACACAUAGUACAUUAUUUUACGGUGAAAAGCAUUCUGUACAAUUUUAAUGAAGAUCUAACGAGAUUACGCACUUGUCUAUAAUGAAAAUACGUGAAUAUUUAUAAGAAUUUUUAUAAAACAUUAGAUAUAUGGAUUCUUUUAUUGCCACGG